AAUAAUGCCAUUUUAAGAAUCAUCUUGAGAAAACGCCGUAAACAUUAUUUUAUUGGUUUGUAUCGCAAUAAAAGCGACAAUCAGUUCUACACAGUUCAAAAUGGCAAGCCCAAUUUCACAUCAUGGCGUUGGGGACAACCUAGUCACGAAAGAUUUGGCAUAGAGGACUGCGUUAUUAUUUUUUUUCGCACGUGGUUGGACGUUGGAUGUGGGCGUCACUUUAACUUCAUCUGUCAACGUGAGAGACGUAAUUUAAACUAUAUCGGCGAAUGUCAGUCUUCUCCUUGUGGCAAAUAUCACAAAUGCAUAAAUAUACCAGGCUCAUACGAAUGCCUAUGCGCCGCUGGAUACAAACUAGACAAAUCCAAAAAGAAAUGUAUCGUAAGAUGUCCUUCUGAUUGGUGGCAUAUAGAAUCAUCUUGUUAUUUCUUAAGUGCAAAAGAAACAACAUGGAAUAAAGCAAGAAAACUUUGUCAAGAGAUGGGAGGAGAUCUUGCUGUUCCAAAAAAUGAAUUUGAGAAUUUUGCCAUUUUAAGAACCAUCUGGAGAAAACGCAGUAAACAUUAUUUUAUUGGUUUGUAUCGCAAUAAAAGCGACAAUCAGUUCUACACAGUUCAAAAUGGCAAGCCCAGUUUCACAUUAUGGCAUAGGGGAAAACCUAGUCACAAAAGAUUUGGCAUAGAGGACUGCGUUAUUAUUAAUUAUAUCAGGUGGUCUGACGCUGGAUGUGGGCGUCACUUUAACUUCAUCUGUCAACGUGAGAGACGUAAUUUAAACUAUAUCGGCGAAUGUCAGUCUUCUCCUUGUGGCAAAGAUCACUCAUGCAUAAAUAUCCCAGGCUCCUACGAAUGCCUAUGCUCCACUGGAUACAAACUUGACAAAUCCAAAAAGAAAUGUAUCGAUAUCGGCGAAUGUCAGUCUUCUCCUUGUGGCAAAGAUCACUCAUGCAUAAAUAUCCCAGGCUCCUACGAAUGCCUAUGCUCCACUGGAUACAAACUUGACAAAUCCAAAAAGAAAUGUAUCGAUAUCGGCGAAUGUCAGUCUUCUCCUUGUGGCAAAGAUCACUCAUGCAUAAAUAUCCCAGGCUCCUACGAAUGCCUAUGCUCCACUGGAUACAAACUUGACAAAUCCAAAAAGAAAUGUAUCGAUAUCGGCGAAUGUCAGUCUUCUCCUUGUGGCAAAGAUCACUCAUGCAUAAAUAUCCCAGGCUCCUACGAAUGCCUAUGCUCCACUGGAUACAAACUUGACAAAUCCAAAAAGAAAUGUAUCGAUAUCGGCGAAUGUCAGUCUUCUCCUUGUGGCAAAGAUCACUCAUGCAUAAAUAUCCCAGGCUCCUACGAAUGCCUAUGCUCCACUGGAUACAAACUUGACAAAUCCAAAAAGAAAUGUAUCGCAAGCUGUCCUUCUGAUUGGUUGCAUAUAGAAUCAUCUUGUUAUUUCUUCAGUGCAAAAGCAGCAACAUGGAAUAAAGCAAGAAAACUUUGUCAACAGAAGGGAGGAGAUCUUGCUGUUCCAAAAAACAAUGCUGAGACUAAUGCCAUUUUAAGAAUCAGCUUGAGAAAACGCCGUAAACAUUAUUUUAUUGGUUUGUAUCGCAAUAAAAGCGACAAUCAGUUCUACACAGUUCAAAAUGGCAAGCCCAAUUUCACAUCAUGGCGUUGGGGACAACCUAGUCACGAAAGAUUUGGCAUAGAGGACUGCGUUAUUAUUUUUUUUCGCACGUGGUUGGACGUUGGAUGUGGGCGUCACUUUAACUUCAUCUGUCAACGUGAGAGACGUAAUUUAAACUAUAUCGGCGAAUGUCAGUCUUCUCCUUGUGGCAAAGAUCACUCAUGCAUAAAUAUCCCAGGCUCCUACGAAUGCCUAUGCACCACUGGAUACAAACUUGACAAAUCCAAAAAGAAAUGUAUCGAUAUCGGCGAAUGUCAGUCUUCUCCUUGUGGCAAAGAUCACUCAUGCAUAAAUAUCCCAGGCUCCUACGAAUGCCUAUGCUCCACUGGAUACAAACUUGACAAAUCCAAAAAGAAAUGUAUCGAUACCGACGAAUGUCAGUCUUCUCCUUGUAGCAAAGAACACUCGUGCGUAAAUAUCCCAGGAUCAUACGAAAGCCUAUGCUCAAAUGGACACAUUUUUUUCAAAUCCAAAAAGAAAUGUUUCGGUAAGUUGGUCUUUCUAGAUCUUAUAUUAUAUGUUGCAAGCCUCCCCGGCUACAUAAAAAUUCUCUAG
Xenia sp. Carnegie-2017 is the source of this 2226-nucleotide messenger RNA. RefSeq names its product fibrillin-2-like. The transcript is spliced from 12 exons. Gene Ontology annotation, molecular function: calcium ion binding. The record is from RefSeq and is a predicted model, not a curated record. The annotation marks the transcript as partial. NCBI's taxonomy places the organism in Eukaryota, Metazoa, Cnidaria, Anthozoa, Malacalcyonacea, Xeniidae.